UACCUUCACCUCCAGUCGAUCGAGGACCUGCCUUCGAAGGGACACCGGGAGAAUGUCUCCUACGACCCCGUCGUUCUCUCUUGCCUUCUUCCCGACUGCAAACAUGUCCAGAAGUCCAAGUCCGCCAAGGCCUCACUCAACCCGGUCUUCGACGACACCGUCGUUUUCCCGCUCGACCGCACCAAGAGCGCGGAGAACGUGGCCGUCCGGAUCUCGGUCUACGAGUCGGACGACCUGUGCACCAAUGGCGCCUGCACCACUAGUGCCAUCGGCCACGUGCUCCUGCCCGUGGUCGACUGCCUAACGCCUACAGACCACCCUCGAGAAUUUCGUCGAAGGGUUGGCAGGCGAUCAAUGAUCACCGGUAACCUAGGUCGUCUGUUGAUAUCCCUGGCCUAUCUACCUUCUCUAGAGCGACUCUCCUGUGUUAUCCUUAGGGCAAAAGACAUCAAAUGUGAGAAGGGCACCAACGUGUCUUCCCUAGAAACCUACGUAAAAGUGACCCUAAUGUGCGGCGUGGAUAAGGUCAAAUCCCGGAAGACGGCCAUCAUACGCGGCACUGACAGCCCCGUUUACACAGAAUCCCUUUGCUUCGUCGUUCCAAUGUCCUACAUCGACGAAACCUCACUGGUCAUCCAACUUACCCAGCAUGCUCAGCUAAAGAAGGAUCGAAUUCUUGGGCAGGUGAUACUGGGACCGUACAUCUACACACAGGGUAGUGCCAUCAGUCACUGGGGGAAGAUGCUGGCUAGACGAGAGGCGGCUAAACAGUGGCAUAAUCUAUAUAUCUAGGAUCAGGCGCCCUCUACGUCAUUACCUAUAGGUGUAAUGCUCAGUCAUACCAACGAUAUCGAUUCCAAACCGAGCUAUAGUCUGGCAUUUGGAAUAACGUAAUACCGUUGAUCGGUCUGGAGAUGGUAUUGCUGGUGUGACUGUGCACCAAUGAAGUGCAUCGCUUUGAAACCCGCGGACAUUACUGCUGGCUUGUCAUGAAAAUAUACAAGCAUCUACCUUGCUUGUAACGCUUAGCUGACUGGUUUGUGAGUUCAGAGCUGACCUGCUUACCGUCUGCUCUUAUCCGUCUGUUUUGCGAUGACACGCUGCCUUUAACUCAUAGGCUUUUGUAUUCUUUCAUUUCAUAGUCAAAUCCACUCUCCUUAAUCUGUCCAUAAUCGUAUGAUAUCCAAAUCAUUUCUAAUCAAUGCGUUAAGCAGAAGGUUCUAAACAUCUACGAGAACAUCUAUGCGUGUCCAAAAGGCUGGUCAAUUUGGAUGGAAUCUAGUAUCUACUUCUUAGGCUGCUUUGAUAUUAGAUAUACUAGACAAGUUUGGAGGUUUUGUUUCCAGGACAUUCUCAUCAAACUCUGUUUAUAUUGAUCAUUGUUCUUCAUUCAGUUCUGUCCAUGCCUAACUUUCACAAAUCAUGUUAUUACAACAAAACCCGAAUCUCUGGUAGAAUAUUUAAGUGAAAUAUUGGCAGUACUAUCAUGACUAUUAGGCCUACAAAAAUGAAACACUUCAGACUCAUUCGCUUUGUGAUAUUAUCUUGCAACUUAUCUGUUUCUUUCAAGAAUACAAUUAUUUAUCAAUCAUGAAUAUGCCAUCAUCUUGUUAGGAGUGUGUUAGAUGAUGACCAUGUCCAUAAUAACACUAAUCAUCUUUGUUGUACAGUCAUUAGCAGUGAGGGCAGCAGAGCUGAUGAAAAAAAAAUACAGGGGAGCCAGGAACAAAAAGUGUCAAAGCAACUACUGUCCGUAAUGUUUAUAUCCACUGUCAAAACAAGCUAAUCGCAAAUCAAUGUAACUAAUGCCGCAGUCAGUCAUUAGUCGACUCAAGACGGGCCAAAAUGAAGUUAUUAAUCUCAGACCAUUGGUUAGUUUAGAGUCAUUUUCAAUGGUGGAACUUUAUCAUGUAGCCCGUCAAUUAUAUUCAUUUUAUAUAGAUCCCUGGUAUGUGGUUCUCGUCAAAGCUGAAAACCAUCACUGAUCUGUAUAUUUAUUUAGUACAUUGCAUAAAGAUCAGUGGAAACCGUAGCGUAGGUGGACUGGUACAAAAGAGAUCGCUGAUGGCGCUAUAAAUGUCGAAAUAUCGGCGGAAAUUGAGUUCAAUGGAAACUGAUAACGAAAAGAGAAACGGAUCGAAAAACUAGAUUUUAAUGAUAUUACACUGUACGUAUUACUUAUUAGAUAAAUUCGACAUGAUUUUAGAAGGUGUUCUCCUUUGCGUGUUCUUUUUAGUAGCCACCAUCUUGCAGUUAUAAUUAGAAAAAGAAUUAGAAAAAAAAAAUACUUAUGAUGUGCCAACAAAGAAUCUUGCAAAUUUUGUAAAUAUAAUUUCCAUGUAUAUAACAUAUAUGAUUAUAAAAUGAACUUUUGUAUAUUGCUGUCAUUUCCAGCUUCAAAUCAUGUAAAUAUAUACAUAUUAUAUAAAUGUAUAUAAUCACUAUCGUUCCAACAUAACGGGCUGCAUUCAUAAAUCACAUUAUUUAAAGUAGUUAGAAAAUUGAGUGAAAAGGGAUUUUAAACACGUUGAAAUCAAAUGCCAGGCCUUAAUAUAAUAUGUCUUUAUUAACAAUUAAUAUUCAAUAUAUCAAUAUAAUUGUAUACGGAAGGUUUGUAAUAUGGUUUAGUGAUGUAGCAUUUUCUGCAUUAUAAAGGUUCGUUCAAAAUAUAUAAAAAAAAAAAACCUAUCCGGUGGCGACGCUAUUUUUUUAUCAACUGGAGAAGGAAUAUGGUACCCACUAUGUACGUGCAACGUCUGAACAUACUAACCGAAAACAUUUGUACUGUUUAUUAUCAGUUUAUUCCUCAUAGAUCGAUAAACAUAGAUUAAUGAUAAAGUUGACUGAUUAUCUAAUUUUUUUCAACCCUAUACAAAUUAUUGCAUCUUGAUUUUGAGUGUAAACAGGCCUAUCCAUUAUUAUCAUUUUAUUAUUCAAUAUUAUUAUUGUUGCUGUUGUUUUUAUCAUUAUUAUUACUAUCAUCCUCGUUAUUAUUAUUAUUGUUAUUAUUAGUAGUAUUAUUGUUAUUAUCAUUAUUAUUGUACAUAAAAAUUGAUUAGGCUUGAACUUCUAUUCCAUUCCAUCAUGUCCAAUUUAUGUUCCAUUAUUAUGUUGCUCCCCGGAGAAAACAUAUCACAAGUAAAUAAUUCAUUUAUCAAUAUGUUAAAUGUUGUAGUAUCAGCAUGGAAGUUUUAAAUACGCAGGCCUCGUGAUUUUCUGUGCACUGGGAAACCAUUAUAAUCAGAGUCACUGGCCGUAGACAUUCAAUGAUUGGCGCUUUGUUAAAUUGUAACCAAAUUAACCAGAGCCAUUGAUAAAGAGAGUUCGACCUUUCAAAUUGGGCUCGCCUAAAGCUUGGUUAACACCAAAUUCUAAUUCUACCGAAUAAUUUAGGGCCAAAUCAGAAGCGAAUCGGUUCGGAAUAGGUCCCGAAUCGGAGCAUAAUUGCCAAGAAUUGACUUUCUAGAAUUGCCCAAAUUAAGAAUCCAAUCGAAUUCCAUUCGAAUACAUGCCUAACAUGGCCCGACUUAAAAUUUUCGUGGCCACAUUCGGGAGUAUUUUAAAGAAUAUUCGGCUGGUUUUGAACAUUUCAAACGAGCCGAAUCCCUCUUCAUAAUGUUUUCCAAAUCCCUCACUAAUUUUCUCGCGUUCGGGGAAGGAGAACUGAAUACUCCCGAAUCCUCCCGAAUUGAUUUGGGAGCUCCCCAAAUCAGAGACGAGUAAGUUCACAAUCAGGUCAUAUUCGGGCAGAAUCAGUCCGAAUUUAUUCGCAUAACCCUUGCUUUAGAAAGCAUUAUGCGCCAUUUUGAUAAGCCAUCGGAACCAGAUUGGCCGAACUCUAUUAAUGACCCUAUCCAUUAAUUUUGAAUAGUCCCAUCACACGUUUAAAUUGAGUUCGGAGGUUCCAAACGUACACUCCACUCCUACUGUCACCAUUCUCACCUUUCCAGAUUGAUGAUGCUCACUCGGAGGUGAAUGUUUUUUUUUCAUUAAUGGGACAAAGCUCAAUUUUCCAAAUUGUGUGCAUCGCAUUUUGAUGUUUCAAUGAAUGAAUUAAGAUGGAGGUUCAUAAGCCAUGCAAAAGGUGUCUUUGUAAAUCAACUAUAUAAAGAGAUAUCUACAGUGUAACGAAAAUAAAGGUCGGCCUUAACUUUGGUUACCUUAUUAUUUAACAAAACGGCUAGUCGUUGUCUGGUGCCUGCAAUUAAGUUUGUCGCUGAUUCGUACUGCAUGUUGUUAUGAGCGCACUUAUGGUAAGUGACAACUGACAAUCCUUGGUAACAUGAAAUUCACGAUAAUAUACACACAAAUUAUUGGUCCCCUCUCCUUUAUACCCAUGGCAACAUUUAGAGCAUAGUCCUAAAACAAAGAGCAGUAACGUAAAAUAAUGUAGAAUACUCUACAACAACUCCUUGAGGAAUAUCCUAAAUUGUGAAAGCACGCCACCUACGGUCGAUGACCGAUGCCAAAUUAGAAGGGCUGUAAUUUACCUCCGAGAUAUAGCAUGCACCUUUUUUUCUAUUAAACGAUUUUAGUAUGUACAUUAAAUCUAUGCAUGGGCAUUUAUAUUCGUUGAUUUGUUUUCAUUAUCGUACAUGUAAUUAUUGAAUCAGCCGUUUGAUCGGCACAUUAAAGCACGCUAUUUCAUCCCUGUUUCAUAUCAGUUGUUUCGAUACCUACGUUGCCCACGUAUGUUCGCAGCUAUGCACAAAAAAUGGAUUGUAAUUAGCAUGUAAUCUACGUCAAAAGAAAUGAUUGUAUAUUGUAUAUGACACAGGGGAGAAAGUAAACAAAUGUGACGUU
Messenger RNA from Lytechinus variegatus (green sea urchin), 4803 nucleotides. RefSeq names its product synaptotagmin-15-like. Lineage: Eukaryota; Metazoa; Echinodermata; Echinoidea; Temnopleuroida; Toxopneustidae. The record is from RefSeq and is a predicted model, not a curated record. The coding region runs from base 355 to 792 and encodes 145 amino acids. Gene Ontology annotation, biological process: cellular response to calcium ion; regulation of dopamine secretion; calcium-ion regulated exocytosis. Gene Ontology annotation, molecular function: syntaxin binding; calcium-dependent phospholipid binding; calcium ion binding. The transcript is spliced from 3 exons.